AUGGCUUCUAAAGUACUUCCGAAUUUCAUACCUUCUUAUUUAAAUAAUACUCCUAUAGGAGAAUAUAAUAAAGCUUAUCUAAAUAAAACACCUAUAGGAGAAUAUAAUAAAAAAAAUGAAUUGCAACCGAUUUGCGUGCCGACGGUAUUAAAUAAAGAUGAUGCAGAAAUUUGGUUGGAUGUUUGUUCCAAUGGAUUAAAAGUUGUUUAUAAUGGACCAGGAAGGUUAAAUGUACACGCAGCAGCAAUAAGGGCAAAUUAUCCUAUGCCUAUAGAAGCAGGUUUAUAUUACUUUGAGGUAGAUAUAAUUGAUAAAGGGGAAUUUGGAUAUAUUGGAGUUGGAUUUGGUGAACCUAAUGUUUCUAUAAAUCGAUUACCAGAUGAUGGGAUGAAAUUUAGUUCAUCAGGAGUUGGAGUAUCUUACGGUCCUUUAUUCACUACGGGAGAUACUAUUGGAGUUGGUAUCAAUUUUUUUAAUAGAACAGCAUUUUAUACAAAGAAUGGAAUUCAUAUAGGUACUGCUUUUGAAAAUGUUGAAGGAAAUUUGUAUCCAAUGAUUGGAUUAAGGUCUAGAGGUGAAAUUGUUGAAGCAAAUUUUGGACGAAGACCAUUUAAAUUUGAUAUAGAUUAUUAUGCACAGUUCUACGGAUGA
Diversispora eburnea is the source of this 651-nucleotide messenger RNA. NCBI's taxonomy places the organism in Eukaryota, Fungi, Glomeromycota, Glomeromycetes, Diversisporales, Diversisporaceae. The record is from the annotation of a GenBank genome assembly.